This is a messenger RNA of Sander lucioperca (pikeperch), 3597 nucleotides long. Its product is annotated as RAS guanyl-releasing protein 1-like. Gene Ontology annotation, molecular function: guanyl-nucleotide exchange factor activity; calcium ion binding. The transcript has 17 exons. The coding region runs from base 438 to 2843 and encodes 801 amino acids. Lineage: Eukaryota; Metazoa; Chordata; Actinopteri; Perciformes; Percidae. The record is from RefSeq and is a predicted model, not a curated record. Gene Ontology annotation, biological process: positive regulation of GTPase activity; Ras protein signal transduction. Gene Ontology annotation, cellular component: plasma membrane.
ACUUGUUUUGUGUGAACCUAAUGAGAUUUAGUUUGCUGAAUGCGAUUUGAUGUGGGACAGCAGAACCGUGUAGUUGUGGAAACUGAAAUCUAUGAUCAAACUAGUAAUCCUUAUUACAGUUUUCAAAUGAGUGAGAUGAGUAAAAUGUCUUAACUGCUUCUCAUUUUGUUGGCUCUUCCCACGAAAGAGAGACUUCACCGACUAAAUUAAUUCUUUAAUUAAAGUUCUAGAGUAAAAACCUGUAAGAACUGGACUUUUGACGCAAGUAGUAACGCCUAGUGCAGUACAGAGCCCACUCUGUGUGAGUGACAAGCCCGGCACCACGGCCGCCCACUCACAGACAAGCUGGGUGACUCUUAAUUGUGUAACGUUCAUUGACGAGUCAGCACAAUGCUGCUGAGACCGCGGAGGCGCACUGAGCCGAGCAGAGCAAUGAAAUGCUCCCAUCGAGGAGAACACAGAUGGAUAGCCUAGUUCAGCCACUCGUUGCCCAGUAUCUCGCUAUGGGAUGCCAAUCAAAAGAAAACAACCCAAACGAAAGCGUAACGUCGGAAGAAAAGGGAAAGCACGAUGCGAGAGUGACUCCAGGAUGCAGCUCCAGGUCUAGAGUUUCUCCUCCAGGCCGUCCUCAGAGGUUCCACAAACCCAGCCCGGCCCAAACCGUCCCCAGUAAACCCAUGAUGUCCCUGGGUCCCCUCACCAAAGGCGGGAGCUGGGAGGAGCUCAUCCAGGCCUGUCUGCAAUCCUUCGACUCAGAUGGUGGUGUUUGUGGGAGCAGCCACCUGUUGAACAUCACCCUGACCAUGCACCGUAUCCACAUCUCCUCCAGUGAUCUGCUGGACAAACUCACCGCUCUAUUUAAAAUGGCGCUGGACAAUGAGCAGCCAACAGAGUGCCAGAGGAUAUGCUACCUCAUCAGGCAUUGGAUCCAAGAAUUCUGGAUGAUGUUCCGGUUGCACCACAGCUUGUCCGACAGCCUGGACCAGUUCCGGGAGCUGAUCAGUGAGCAGGGACAGGAGCAUCUUUGCUCUCUCCUAGAGACCAAAUGGAUAAAUGAACGGGACUGGUCGUGGAAGGCCAGCCAGAAGAUCAAAGCUAACAGCAGUAAAAAGAGGAAGGUUUCUCUUCUUUUUGAUCACCUGGAGCCCAUUGAGCUGGCAGAGCAUCUUACCUUCCUGGAAUUCAAGUCUUUCUGCAGGAUAUCAUUUGUAGACUAUCAGAAUUACAUUCGAAGCUGCUGCAUGAAGGACAUCCCCGUGAUGGAGCGUUCCAUUGCCCUGUGUAAUGGUAUCUCCCAGUGGGUUCAGCUGAUGGUGCUGAGCAGGCCGACCGCUCAGCUGAGAGCUGAGGUUUUCACAAAGUUUAUCCAUGUGGCACAGAGUCUACAUCUUAUGCACAAUUACAACACACUAAUGGCAGUGGUGGGAGGGCUUUGUCACAGCUCGAUUUCCAGACUGAAGGACACCACCUCACUUGUACCCAGUGAAGUCACCAAGGUACUGAACGAGAUGACAGACCUGCUGUCCUCUUGCAGAAACUAUGACAACUAUAGACAAGCUUACAACAGGUGUACAGGUUUUAAAAUCCCUAUCAUGGGGGUCCACCUCAAAGAUCUGAUUUCUGUUAAUGAGGCCAUGUCAGACUAUGUGGAGGACAACAAGGUGAAUGUCCAGAAGCUUCAGGCACUCUACAGCCACAUUAAUGAGCUGAUCCAGCUCCAGCAAAUCCCUCCUAGGCUGGACGCUAACAAGGACCUGGUCCAUCUGCUGACGCUGUCCUUGGACCUUUACUACACUGAGGAUGAGAUCUAUGAACUGUCAUACACCAGAGAACCCAAGAACUGUAAAGCACUUCCAGCCACGCCCUCUAGACCUCCAGUUGUUGUGGACUGGGCACCAGGAGUGGCUCCUAAACCUGACCCCCGAACUAUCAGCAAACAUGUGCAGAGAAUGGUGGACUCUGUGUUUAAGAACUACGAUCACGACGAGAACGGCUUCAUUUCUCAAGUGGAAUUUGAGAAAAUUGCUGCUAGCUUUCCGUUUUCCUUCUGUGUCAUGGACAAAGAGAAGGAAGGCCUCAUCAGCAGAGAGGAGAUCACAGCCUAUUUCAUGCGGGCCAGUGUCAUCUGCUCCAAACUGGGUCUUGGUUUUGUCCACAACUUCCAGGAGACCACUUACAUGAAACCCACCUUCUGUGAUAACUGCUCAGGAUUUUUGUGGGGUGUCAUCAAGCAAGGCUACAGAUGCAAAGACUGCGGAAUGAACUGCCACAGGCUGUGCAAGGACCAGGUGGCAUUUGAGUGCAAGAAGAACGCCAAAGUGACCAACGCCAACGACAGUCCGACACUGAGCUCCACGCCUGUCACCAUGGGUACCUCAGAGGGUUCAGAAGAAUGUCCUUUCCCAUACCCACCAGAUGACAGUAAAGACUGGAGCCCAGACUCCCCAGUCACCUCCUAUUCAAGGCCUCAGAGAGUACAUUGUGGCACCCAGACCGAGGGACCCCAACUUUCCGCUGCAGCCCCUGAGUCCAGCCGCCUUCAGCCUUCUCUGCUGGUCCCAGCAGCACCCACCCUUACCUCAUGUCCCAGCCCGGUGCCACAGAGAAAACAGCGACACUGUGCCAAGUGGGAAAACAGAGCGUCUGUUGCGCAAAAGCCUAAAGAGCCAGAAGAGGAGAACAAACCCACCCAUGAAUCUCUAAAAUCAGACAACCAGAAGCUCCAUAGAGCCAAUGAGACACUACGUAGGAAGCUGAAGGAGGCAGAGCGGGAGGUGGAGAUGCUAAAGACACUGCUCAAAAGGCACACUCUCCACCCUGUGGAGGAAGACUCCUCCUCCUAGACACAUACACACACUGGACCUCCUCUAGGGAGACUGGUGCUGCCCCCCUAUGGCGGCAUGUAUAAAUCUGGAUCCAAUGUUUAAGUUAUUGGUCAUAAACAGUGCAAGUAUUUUACCAGUUUAACGACCCAGGCAAUUUGGUAUAAAGCAGGAUACAAUGCACCAAGCAGGUGAAGGUGUUUUAAUGCUAAUGGUACACAGUCAAUCAAAAAAAGCCGAUCAGUAUGUCACCAAUAAUGAGGUUAAAGAGACAUUUUUUAGAUGAACCCAGCUACAGUACAUACAGAAAUUACAGUAAAAAUACUGUAGUGUUAUAUCUGAAGAAGUUUCAAGUGAGCAGAAGGUAUUGUACAGUUCACAGAAGAAUGAAAAUCGUUGCAAUGCGCAUUUCUCACUUUCGUCAGUGAACCAUUAAGAAUGGUUGGAGUUGGAAUGAAGGCAGUAUUUUAGAGUGGAAAUAGGGCAGAAUUUGUUUGAUCAAUUGUUGAUCAAUAAUGAGACUAGAUAUUUAUGUUAAAUAUAAAAUGGAGAUCAGAGGAAAACAAGAAUUGUGUAUAUCACAGGUGCAUCAUUAUUAUUAUUAUUAUUAUUAUUAUUAUUACAAUAUAAUUAUUAUUAUUGAUAAAGGGGCUGUACUUGAAAUACUGAAAAAACUGCAGGCUGGGAUUGCCUUCACACAGCUCUCAUGGACUGUUCCCCAAUAUGUGAAAUACCCGAACCGUCGACGAAACAAAGAACAUAGAAGCUCAAAUUC